Austrofundulus limnaeus is the source of this 1161-nucleotide messenger RNA. Its product is annotated as glycine N-acyltransferase-like protein 3. Lineage: Eukaryota; Metazoa; Chordata; Actinopteri; Cyprinodontiformes; Rivulidae. The coding region runs from base 26 to 886 and encodes 286 amino acids. The record is from RefSeq and is a predicted model, not a curated record. The transcript is spliced from 5 exons. Gene Ontology annotation, molecular function: glycine N-acyltransferase activity. Gene Ontology annotation, cellular component: mitochondrion.
UUGUGUUAAACCCUGUUUGUAGAACAUGAAGGUGCUAAGCACAGGCGAGCUUCACGUCGCUGAAGGAGUCCUAAAGAAAUACUUACCGAGGAGUUACAAGGUCUACGGUUUCCUCCAUGGUAUUAACAGGAAGAAGCCAAGUACACUGGAGUUUGUCGUCGAUUCGUGGCCAGAUUUCAAAGUUAUCCUCUGCCGUCCUGACCCCAAGAACAAACGGGUCCAAGACUUCGUGAAGAAGGUGAGUUUCUACAGCACGGAUGAAGACGUUUUAAAGAAAAUGCUGAGGGAAGAAAUUGACUGGAGCCCGUUUUUUCUUAUUGGAGGUUCUGACAUUUCUCAUGAACCCACCAUCAAAGAAGUGGCCUUGGAAAACAACGUGAGCCAGAAAAGUUACAUUUGGGUUCGGCUUCUGUAUUUGCCAGACACCAGCUAUCUGCCCACUUCAGAUGUUGACAGUGAGCUUGAAUCGAGGAUUUCAUCUCUGAACCUCUCCCAUGCUGACACGGUGAAUAAAACCUGGAAGUUUGGAGGCGACGAGCGGGGUUACAGGAACAUUAAAAAUCUAAUUAGCAACUUCCUCUCCAUCUGCAUCAUGGACGUCCGAGGCAAGCCGGUGGCCUGGAUACUGAUGUACGAUUUCUGUGCCGUGGGGCUCUUGUACACGCUGCCGGAGCACAGAGGAAAAGGCUACGCCAAAGUUCUGAUCAGCACCAUGGCCAAGAAGCUCCACGCUGACGGCUUUCCAGUGUACUGCUUCAUAGAGGAGGAGAACAUGGUGUCCUAUAAACUCUUCAAAAACAUGGGCUUCGUUGAGGAUUCCUCCUACAGGGCAGUUUGGUUUCAGUUCAACUUUUCAUCCUUUGAAAAAGAUGCUUGGUACAACUGAUUAAAAUAAGCUGAAGUGAUGAACUGAAAGUGUUUUAACACCAUGUCUAAAUAUAAAUAAGAACACAGCUCACAGUCAUCUUAAAAUCCAAUCAGAACUCUCUUUUGUUUCAAGUUUCAUAAUCCUGAAUCAGGAUUUAAAACUGUUUUUGAGGUUUUUGUUGGUUCAUUAAUGGCUUCCAAGGUGAAAAAAAUACAUUAAGUAUACUAAAUCAGUAUAUUUAAGCAUACCUAAAGCCACACUAAUCAUCAGUAUACUUAAAGCAUGCUAUUUUG